CUUUUUUAAACUGUUGUCUGCAACGCCACGAGAAGUGUAAAACUGAACACUUUUAACUUAUCUGACAACGAAGACGUAAUUGAAAAGAUGGUUUACAGUCUCUGUAAUCGAAGCAGUAAAAAAGGUCGGAAGAUUUCCAAGGGACGAAAACGGAAUGCAAGGAAGUUGAAGAAGGAAGCGCAUGCCAAAAACAUCGUUGUCGAAGACACGGAGCUAAUGAGCAGAGAACAGUUGAAGAAAUUAUCGGAACAACCCACCAAUAAUAUCAGAGUGUCAGGGAAGCGAAAACAUAAAGUACUGAAGAGACUGCGCCACAGCGAGAAGAUUCAAAAGCAGAUGGAUGUCGAGGUGCCAACCCAAAGCAAGGAUAAGAAGAAAAAACAGAAAGACGAGGUUUCCAUGGCGACAGAAGGCACUCGUGACAGUGAUGUGGAAAUGACAUGAGAGUGACGCAGAUUUAAGCAAAACUCCAUUAUCAAUAUUAAUUACUGUUGUUGACCGUUAUAUGCUGCAAGUCAGUAUUUUUAAUGGCAAAAUCAUUGUCAGUUUUAUUAUCAAGUUCAAGUGAUAAUUUGUUUAUUGAAAAAAGGGGGAUCAUGAAACUUCACCACUUGGUUGCUCUUGACCUUAAGAUGACCCCCACCCCCUCUUAAUUUCUGGACCCAUGAAUUAAUGUAAUUUUUUUACACAAUAUCUCAACAAUGGGUUAACCAUGAAACUUGUUACCUUUGACAAUAAGGUUACCUAAUAUGCUGUUGAAAAAUGAUUUGCCCUUGUUAAUUUGAGAAGAAUUUGUCCAACAAUCAUGAAACUUUACUUGUAGGUAACCCUUGACCAGCAGAGGUCUGUUAUGUUUUUGAGAUUAGAAGGUCAAGGUAAUGACCAGCAGUGUUGGAACAACUUUGAAACUUCACUGGUGAGGUUCUCUUACCAGGCAGUUGACUCCCACUGGGUUUUGAGUCAGUUUACAGCAAACUGUUUUUCUGAAAGCUACUAGUAUGUCAAUACGUGACAACUUGGGUACAAUACGUACAUGUUAUGACAGGAUAAUGCUCAAGGGAGCAUAAUGUUAUGCAAACAUCUCCUAUAUAGGAUGUAUAUUAUGGUAUGGAAUUGUAUAUAAUAAAGUUAUCCUGAUCCUCAUAAAAUGAUCAUGAAACUUUCAGGUAAUGUUUGAAGGUGUACAUAAAUUAUUAAAACUUGAAUUACCAUC
Mya arenaria is the source of this 1213-nucleotide messenger RNA. RefSeq lists its product as uncharacterized. The record is from RefSeq and is a predicted model, not a curated record. Lineage: Eukaryota; Metazoa; Mollusca; Bivalvia; Myida; Myidae. The transcript is spliced from 4 exons. The coding region runs from base 88 to 444 and encodes 118 amino acids.